UAGAUUCCUUGCCAUAUUGUCGUGUUUGAUGAGUACCGGGUAUUGAUUUGAGUUAAGGGCACCACAUCAUCAUGCCGAUAACUCUCGAGUUUAGUCACUUGUGUUGAGGUGUGAAGUUAUCUCCUGCUUCCCAAACGGCCAUUGGGGAGGGUGGAGAUCAAGAUUGUUGUGAGCUUGUUAGAGCAAUGAUGAUUACUCAUUCCCUGUGAAGUGAAUCUGACUAUUAUACCUUUGUAAUUGUUAGCCGUGUAUUUGAGAUUGAUUUCCUUGUUAUUGUUGUUGUGGAUGCGAAUGCUGCUACUUAUUUUGUGUUUAAAAUUUGGUGCGCAGAAUGUGGUCCUUGUUUAGAUUGUUUAGUUUGAUAUAAAUUGUCAUUCUAGAGUGACAUUUGUUUCGUCUCCGACCUGACUUUUAAAGUAUUUAACCAGUUUUGUGACAGCUAUCCAGUUGUUUCUUUGUUAGAAAUCCUUGUUGGUUUACUUGCAUCUAGUUACCUACAAAGAGUCCGGCCAUGAAACCUGUAGAGCUAUGAUGUCCCUCAUCUAGAGCUUGCUUUGUUUGUGGAUCAUUAUUGAGAAUCAGUGGAUGAAAUGGUGCAAAACCCAAACCAUACCCUUUAGGGUUGUAGAACAUUUGGGUGGUUAUAUGCCUCCUGUGUUGUGCUACAGUGUCCUUUGCCACAAACGAAGGAGUUGUUAGCUCAGGCGUCUUCUCUAGGACAAAAUGGUACUUUAAGGAUAUGCUUUAGAUGGACUAUUGAGCACAUUUUAUCCUUUGUGAAAACCUAAUCUGUUGGACUUUGUAUAUAUGUCCCCCUAAUCUAGGGAUUUACCUUUGAUUUUGCUAUGUGCUGUUUCUUGACCAUUAAGACUGAGGGUCUCAAAUUUAAGUGAGAGUCUCCAACCUCAAAAUGGCUUUAGUUUUCUUGAUGUUUCAUCCUAGAGCUUGGAAUAUAUUUAAGUCACUGGAAUGUAAUAUUAGUUAUGGAGGCCAUGAUUUAGGUCUCAAUUCGAUCAAUGUGUCAAAAUUCGUGCUAUGCCAUUCCUUGCUAGCUCGUUUUAUUUUGGGUUCAUAGCAUAGUUAAGCUAUUGUUUUCUGUAGCCUUGAUAAGAAUCUCAUCUGGGUUUCUCUGGAAUUCAAAUUAAUUCUGCUCUAUUCUGGUUCUGCUUUGUCCUUCCGGCAUUCUGUUUGUGUAGGGAUUUAUGGUCUCUAACUUUGUUAUGACUUUCUCUGAUUUGGGGUUCAUGAUCGUGAAAAAGGUUUAUCCCUUGAUUAGCAAAUAGCAAUUUUGUAGUGGUGGCUUCAUGAUUCCCUCCAUUGCUUUGAUUUUUCAAAAAUAUUGAUUUAUUGAUUCUGCACUGCUAUGGCCAUAUGAUGGUUGUCAUAUGAUGGGCACUAGUUGUCUUAGAUUGCGUGAAGCCAUUCACCAGUCUAAAUGAUUCUAGAUUUGAGUUUUGGGGACAAAACUCCUUUUUAGGAGGGGUGGAUGUAAUAGCCCAAAAUUUCUAGAGCAUUAAAGUGAGUUAGAAACCUAAUUGUGAAGAAAUAUUAUUAAUAAAUUUAAUAGCAAAUAUUUUCAAAGUUCAAGGACUUAAAAGAAAGGAAAUUAGGAUAA
Molecule: messenger RNA, 1615 nt
Organism: Rubroshorea leprosula
Lineage: Eukaryota; Viridiplantae; Streptophyta; Magnoliopsida; Malvales; Dipterocarpaceae
Source: the annotation of a GenBank genome assembly